Messenger RNA from Alnus glutinosa, 1242 nucleotides. RefSeq lists its product as uncharacterized. Lineage: Eukaryota; Viridiplantae; Streptophyta; Magnoliopsida; Fagales; Betulaceae. The coding region runs from base 1 to 1242 and encodes 413 amino acids. Gene Ontology annotation, molecular function: protein dimerization activity. The transcript has a single exon. The record is from RefSeq and is a predicted model, not a curated record.
AUGCGAGGUGGGUGGAAUGGGUUGCAAGCUUUGGUUUCAAAUGAUUGUCCAUAUGCCUACUACAUUCAUUGUUUCGUACAUCGUUUGCAAUUGGCAUUAGUGGCGGCAUCAAAGGAAGUUAUUCCUAUUCAUCAAUUUUUUACUAAUUUGACUUUUAUUGUCAAUAUUAUUUGUGCUUCGUGCAGUCGAUUUGAAGAAUUGCGGAUUGCCCAAACUGCUGAAAUUGCUUACCUAAUUGAAAUUGAUGAGAUUCAGAGUGGAAGGGGACUUAAUCAAAUUAGUAAUUUACAACGGGCUGGAGAUACUCAUUGGAGUUCUCACUUGAGAUCAGUUUCUAGCUUGAUCAAAAUCUUUAGUCCAGCUUGUGAAGUUCUUAAAAUAAUUGAUGUAGGAACUACUUCUUCCCAACGAGUAGAAGCAGAUUCAGUUUAUCAGGUAAUGACUUCAUUUGAAUUUGUCUUCAUCUUGCACCUCAUGAAAGAAACAAUGCAGAUCAUUGAUCAUCUAUGUCAAGAAUUGCAAUCAAAAUAUCAAGAUAUUUUAAGUGCCAUGAAUCUUGUUUCAUCCACUAAAGAAUAUAUCCAACAAUAUAGAGAUGAUAAAUGGGAUGAUUUACUUACCAAUGUGAAGUCAUUUUGCGAGAAACGCAAUAUAGAUGUCCCAGAUAUGAGUGCUCGUUAUGUUGAGAGACGAGGUCGAGCUCGCCACCAACAAGCCGACUUUACAAUUGAGCAACAUUAUCGAGUGGAUAUUUUUUGUGCCUCAAUAGAUUCUCAAUUGCAAGAAUUAAAUCGUCGGUUUACUGAGCAUACAGUGGAGUUGCUUAUUCUCGGCUCCGCUCUUGAUCCUCGAGCCGCACGUGAAUCUUUUAGAAUUGAUGAUAUUUGUCAGUUGGUAAACAAGUUUUAUCCACAAGACUUUACUGAUCUUGAAAAGGAACAGUUGGAAAUAGAACUUAACCAUUAUAAGCAUAAUGUAGUUCAACAUUCGAGUUUCCAAGCAUUGUCAAAUAUUUCUGAAUUGUGCCAAUGGUUGGUUAGUACCGGAAAAUCAACUAUCUACCAACUUGUUUUUCGAGUUAUUGUACUUGUGCUUACUCUUCCCGUUUCUAACGCAACUACAGAACGAGCAUUUUCAGCCAUGAAUAUUGUCAAAACUAGGUUUCGCAACAAAAUUGAAGAUGAGUUUUUUUACGGAUUCUCUAAUGGUGUAUAUCGAAAGAGAAGUUGUUGCAACAAUUAG